CCACCCAACCGCACCAGACAGGGCGCUGCUAUGGACGAUGAACUGGUGUGUGUGCUCUGUAAGGGCGCACAGGAUGAAGCGAGCAACAUCACAAAGCAAAAACUGGUUGUCAACAACAAGUGUGGACACCGCUUCCACCAAGCUUGCGCGGAGAAGGAGCUUCUUCGUCGCAAGACGUUUCCGUGUCCGGCGUGCCAAGUACAGGUGCGUCGAGCCGGCUUGACCGAGAAGACUCUGGACGAGCUAGAGGUCGCGAGGGAUAUCACCGUGCGCAAGCGAAUAACAAAGAUCUUCAACCGUUCGGAGGAGGACUUCGGCGGCGACCUCCGCGCCUACAACGACUACCUUGAGACCAUGGAGGACGUUAUCUACGGGCUCUGCAGCGGCGACAAGGGGGAGGCGGACAGGGCCCAGGCCACCGUGAGGGAGUACGAGGACAGGCACCGGGGCGAGAUCACCAAAAACGCCGCCAGGAAGGUGGACCGAGAGAAGGUCGUGGAGGAACAGCUGGCGGCGCUAAGACAACAACAGGAGAGCCGCAAGCACUACAACCAGCUGGAGGAGGCGCGCAAGCAGCAGCACGCGAGGAAGCUCAAGCUCGAGGCCCAAGAGGUGGCUCUCGGGGAGCGAGAUCACGUCACCGCCACCAUGGGAGACGCGCUGUUCUUGGACAGCCUUACUGCGGAGGGGCUCGACGGAGCGGGAGGAGAGCUGGGGGCGAACGGGAACGCGCCUGCGGCCGUUCCGGCGGGGAUGAGGCAGAUGCUCAACAUACCCGCACCGCUGCCGCAGCCUCAGAGCAACCAGGACACGCGAAGACGGUUCGCCUCGAUGUCGGUGACGGAGCGGCGUCCUCGCAUGCAGAAGGCCGCCGCGGCGCCAGAUCGAGCGCUCGGGGCCAAGCGGAACUGGGUGGAGAUGUUGGGCAGCCUGUUCUAGCUGCUGUUUCGACAAAAAUACAAGUCGUGCAUGAGUAAGAAGGAAGGCAGGUGCCGAUUUGCAUUUCCCCCCUCUUCCUCUUGAUGUCUUGAGGUGUGAGACCUGUCACGUGGAGUUAGAUUAGUUGCAGCCGGCCCAGCGGCCAACACCCAAGGAAACUAUGGGCCGGCCGUGGAUAACUAUUUUCAAGUUUCGAAGAAGCUCUUUCGGGCGGCCCGGCCCGCCCGGCUUCUUGCUCGGCAACAACUGUUAUUGUAUUAGUUGCCUUGUUUCGUUUCACGUUCGCUUUUUAUUACCGGGUGGUGCAUCACGUGUACGUCCUAGGCUAGAUCUUGAGAUGAACAAAAUGAACGUAUGUAUGCAAAUGCAUACGUGAGGCCUCAGGGUAAGAACAUUCACAGCACCCAUGGUGAUGAGGCGCUCUCUCGUUCGCU
Molecule: messenger RNA, 1373 nt
Organism: Ectocarpus sp. CCAP 1310/34
Lineage: Eukaryota; Phaeophyceae; Ectocarpales; Ectocarpaceae
Source: the annotation of a GenBank genome assembly